CUGUGAGUGUGGGACACCAAAGAAGUGAAUGGACCUUGUUGCUGCUGGUCUUGCUGCUUCACCGCACUCUUAGCUGCUCUUGCUCUUUCUCUCUCUGUACAUUUCACAAUUCAUUCUCUGCUUUGAGUUCUGUCUACCAUUUGAGUUGAUAGAGAGACGGAGAGAAAAGGCAAAACAUGGAAACCAACUCAGUUUCCAAGUUGUGCUUGUUCCUGGGCUUGGUUUGCUUCUUGGGGUUUCAGCUUGUCCAAUGUACUGUCACCUAUGAUAGGAGGGCCAUUGUGAUAAAUGGGCAAAGAAGAAUCCUCAUUUCUGGUUCAAUACAUUAUCCCAGAAGCACUCCUGAGAUGUGGGAAGAUCUGAUACAGAAGGCAAAAGAUGGAGGCCUUGAUGUGGUUGAAACCUAUGUAUUCUGGAAUGUGCAUGAGCCUUCUCCCGGCAAUUACAAUUUUGAAGGGAGGUACGAUCUGGUGAGAUUCCUCAAGACCAUACAGAAAGCAGGGCUCUAUGCUCACCUUCGCAUUGGGCCUUAUGUUUGUGCUGAAUGGAAUUUUGGGGGGUUUCCCGUUUGGUUGAAGUAUGUUCCGGGCAUCAGCUUCAGAACGGACAAUGAGCCUUUCAAGAGGGCAAUGCAAGGGUUCACCGAAAAGAUUGUGGGACUGAUGAAGAGUGAAAAAUUGUUUGAAUCCCAGGGUGGCCCCAUCAUCCUCUCUCAGAUUGAGAAUGAGUACGGAGCACAGAGUAAGUUAUUUGGAGCGGCUGGCCAUAAUUACAUGACUUGGGCGGCAAAUAUGGCUGUUGGGUUGGGAACUGGGGUGCCGUGGGUGAUGUGCAAGGAAGAAGAUGCUCCAGAUCCAGUGAUAAACACAUGUAACGGUUUCUACUGUGAUUCUUUCGCUCCCAACAAACCCUACAAGCCUACGAUUUGGACAGAGGCUUGGAGUGGCUGGUUUUCGGAGUUUGGCGGUCCAAUUCACCAACGACCAGUUCAGGAUUUAGCAUAUGCAGUUGCUAGAUUCAUACAGAAAGGAGGAUCAUUUGUUAAUUAUUACAUGUAUCACGGGGGUACUAAUUUUGGACGCACAGCGGGCGGCCCUUUCAUCACUACCAGCUAUGACUAUGACGCUCCAUUAGACGAAUAUGGUUUAAUCAGGCAACCAAAGUACGGUCAUCUAAAGGAGCUUCAUAGGGCUAUUAAGAUGUGCGAACGUGCUUUAGUUUCAGCCGAUCCUAUCAUCACUUCACUGGGGAAUUUUCAACAGGCUCAUGUAUACACUUCAGAAUCAGGGGAUUGUGCAGCAUUUCUUUCAAACCACGAUUCCAAGUCAGCUGCAAGAGUGAUGUUUAAUAACAUGCACUACAACCUGCCUCCUUGGUCCAUCAGUAUCCUUCCUGAUUGCAGAAAUGUAGUCUUUAACACUGCAAAGGUUGGAGUUCAAACAUCACAAAUGGAAAUGUUACCAACAAAUAUUCAGAAGCUAUCAUGGGAGAGUUAUGAUGAAGAUAUUAAUUCUCUGGAUGACAGCUCAACAAUCACCGCUCCUGGUCUCUUGGAACAGAUAAAUGUCACGAGGGAUAGUACUGAUUACCUGUGGUACAUAACGAGCAUUGAUAUUGGCUCAUCUGAGUCCUUCCUGCGUGGAGGGGAACUCCCGACCCUUAUUGUUCAAUCAACAGGCCAUGCUGUGCACAUCUUCAUUAAUGGACAACUUUCAGGUUCUUCCUUCGGAACAAGGCAGAGUAGGAGGUUCACAUAUACUGGCAAGGUCAAUCUACAUGCAGGAACAAACAGAAUCGCACUGCUGAGUGUUGCUGUUGGAUUACCAAAUGUGGGGGGCCACUUUGAGGCAUGGAAUACUGGAAUCCUUGGCCCAGUUGCACUUCAUGGACUAGACCAAGGAAAAUGGGACUUGUCAUGGCAGAAGUGGACCUACCAGGUUGGAUUGAAAGGAGAAGCCAUGAAUCUUGUAUCUCCAAAUGCUAUUUCCUCUGUUGAUUGGAUGCGAGGAUCAUUAGCUGCACAAAAACAGCAGCCAUUGACUUGGCACAAGACUCUUUUCAAUGCACCCGAAGGGGAUGAGCCAUUGGCUUUGGACAUGGAAGGAAUGGGAAAGGGCCAAAUAUGGAUCAAUGGGCAGAGUAUUGGGAGAUACUGGACUGCAUUUGCUAAUGGUAAUUGCAAUGGUUGCAGUUAUGCUGGAGGGUUUAGGCCUCCAAAGUGUCAAAUGGGUUGUGGCCAACCCACACAACGAGUGUACCAUGUGCCUCGGUCUUGGUUAAAACCAAUGCAAAAUUUGUUGGUAAUUUUUGAGGAACUUGGAGGGGAUCCCUCAAGAAUUUCUCUAGUAAAGAGAUCGGUGAGCAGUGUUUGUGCUGAGGUCGCUGAAUACCACCCAACAAUAAAGAAUUGGCACAUCGAAAGCUAUGGAAAAGCUGAAGACUUCCACAGCCCCAAGGUGCAUUUACGGUGUAACCCAGGCCAGGCUAUCUCUUCCAUUAAAUUUGCUAGCUUCGGCACGCCCUUGGGAACCUGUGGGAGCUACCAAGAAGGAACUUGCCAUGCCGCCACGUCAUAUUCUGUAUUACAGAAGAAGUGCAUAGGGAAGCAGAGAUGUGCAGUCACCAUAUCCAACAGCAACUUCGGAGAUCCAUGUCCGAAAGUGUUGAAGCGGCUGUCAGUUGAAGCUGUUUGUGCUCCCAUAGCUUCAACGACCGGGGAACCCAAUUUGAGGGGUUAGUGAAAGUGUGAAAUAACAUACCAUAAUUGUUGCACCUAAUCCCAUAAUUAUACACCACAGCAAGAGAGGCAAGCAAAGAAGAAUAAGAGUUCAAGUACAGCGAGAUAGAAAUGUAGUUAGGUGGAGUGCCAUAGUUUUUUUCUUUCUGAUGAAGAGUAGUAGUAGCUAUGUUUGGAGCCAAAAGGCAAUUAGCUGUUAAUUUAAGUGAGCUUAAUGAAGUUGUGUAAAGUAGUGAACUUGUUGCUUAGGUGAGUUGGUAGGAAACCUGGGGUCCUACAAUUUGGUCCCUAGGGGUCAAGCCCCGGUCCCCGGCCUUUUAACGGGAUAUAUGGGCACUGGGAAGUGAUGUGUUUUUCUGUUGAAUGAUUUACUGUUCAUCUGUUGUUGGGGAAAAAGGAUGCCCCAGAACUAAUUAAGUAUUUAAGGUUCAUGUUGGGAAUGGAUCCUAGCAUGACCAUUUGUUUACUGUGCAGUUCAUGAAUGAAAAGAAAAGUGAGAGAUUUGUGUUGUCCA
Molecule: messenger RNA, 3251 nt
Organism: Prunus avium (sweet cherry)
Lineage: Eukaryota; Viridiplantae; Streptophyta; Magnoliopsida; Rosales; Rosaceae
Source: RefSeq, a predicted model, not a curated record